Messenger RNA from Naegleria gruberi, 2211 nucleotides. RefSeq lists its product as uncharacterized. The record is from RefSeq and is a predicted model, not a curated record. NCBI's taxonomy places the organism in Eukaryota, Heterolobosea, Eutetramitea, Acrasida, Naegleriidae. The coding region runs from base 1 to 2211 and encodes 736 amino acids. The transcript has a single exon.
AUGUACAACAGUGCUGCUCAAAGCACUCCAGUGAUGAAUCCAACAACAUCAUCGAGAGACAUGGCUUGUCAGGAAUGUCUUUCUAAAGUUCCCGGCCUUGAUUAUGCAGUUCCACCAAGUCAAUCCAUCAUGUUAAGGAAUUAUACUCCACCCGAAUAUCCAACUGUAGUAUAUGUCCCUCAAAGACAAUGCCAACCUCAAUAUAACAAUUUAGUUCUUCCUCAGUAUCAGUGUGCCGAUCAACCAUCCUCCUCUAGGUUUGCAACAAGUGUUGCUACAAAUAUUCGAUCAUCAACUCCUGUCUAUGGAAGAACAACUCUAGUAGCCCAACAAGAGUCUGCCCAAACAACUAAUAUAGGAUGUGGUUGUGGAGGUGGAGCUCAAGUAAUCUCCACUAAUCAACAGCAAAUACCUUCAAUGAAUACAAGCAAUAAUCAAAUCCCAAUUCAACCAGGAACAUUCAAUUAUCCAUCUAAGAAACCUUGUUGCUAUCCUGAGAGUGGAUCAACCAAUAAUCCAAAAUAUUUACAAGAGGUUGAAGGUCAAGAAUUUCUCGCUCAUUUCCCUAACAAGAAGUACAAUAGGAAAAAGAUCAAUUUGGAAGCUGUUAAGGAACAAAGACCUAAAAUGAAUAACAAAUGGGUAACUGAACAUCGAGAAAACUUUGGAUUCUUCUCAUGUUCUGCUCCUGUCGGAAAUGAAGCAUACUCUUCAAGUGAUUCAAUAAGUGCAACCAAUAGUCAACAACAAUUGUUCAUUUCUCCAACAAUCGGUCAACCUCAAAUGAAUCCCACCCCAACUGGUUUAACUCAAAUCUACAAUCCAGACUAUUAUCAACAAGGCUUGCCAAUCACUCCAGUUCCUACUCCAGCAACUGGAGGAAAUGAAGAUUAUCAAGAUGUUUUCGAACCAAUGGAAGAACCAAGUGCCACUCCAGCAGCUGUGUCUCGACCAAAGUCACCCUCUCUAAAGAAGAGAACUGGGGCAGGAACACCAGCAACCAAAAAGGAACCACCUAAGAAGGAGGUCACUAAAGUUGAACCACCUCCAAUGAGCGAGACUAUCGAUAGAAGAUCAAGAGGGGCCUACUCGGAAGAUAAUGGUUCAACUAAGGAUAAGAAAAAAACUAAACAGGAAAUGUAUGCUGAAGUUUACAAUAGAACUCUUUCAAAAAUUCAACAAAAAGAAACCAAUCAAAAGAAGAAACUUAUUGACAGACAAGAUCAGUACUACGGACGUUUGGCUGCUGAGGAAAAGCAAACUAUUGAGAGGAACCAAAGAGAAUUACAAACCUAUAUGAACAGAGGUGAAAAACCUCCAUUCUUCCCUUAUGGACAUAGCAAUGUAACUCCUGUGAGUGAUAAGACCUAUAUGAAUACAUUCAACGUCGCUCCAAGAGAUCCAAAUCAAAUUGUUAAAGAUGUGGUUGCAAGAAGGGAAAAAACAGCAGAAUAUGAUGGUUGGAAGAAACUUUUGGAUGAGCAAGAUUUCAAACCUUGGAAACCAAAAUCAUACUACUGGAAAUCUUUCGACAGAUUUGAAAAGUAUAAUAAUGAAUCAAGGAGAGAAAGAAACUCUUAUGGAGGUGGAAACAAUGACUUGGACGAUAAAAUUGAUUCUGCCCCAGUGACAACAACCAAAAAGAGAUCAUCAUCCAGACCUAGGAAAGAGGAGAAGAAGACUGCCUUCGUUGAACCAAUUGAGGAAUCAGAUGAAGAAAAGGAAAAUAUCAGACAAUACAAUGAGCAACCACAAAUGAAUUCUGAAAUGAAGGCCAGAAACUCUGACUAUUACUCCCCUGAAGAAUACCAAAUGAUGUACGGUAAUCAACAAAUGCAAUCUCAAUAUCCAAGCAAUAAUUAUCCUCCACAACAAAUGUAUCAAGGAGGAAAUUAUCCUGUUGGCCCUAAUACUAUCCCACAACAACAACAGUAUGUGUAUGCUGAUCAAGUUCAAGCAAACAAUACUUCAACGAUGGUUGGUCAAUCCUCAAUGAUAAAUUGUGAAGCAAAACGAGCAAAUUAUGAGGGUCCACUUUGCAGUGAUCUAAAAGGAUUACAAUUUGCCAAGUUUAUUCCUAAGGACUAUUCCGAUUUUAAUCCAAAGAAUUACAAAGCACUUCCUAUUCAUUAUUUAAAUUACAUUAGACCUGCAGGAAAAGUGACACCUUCCAAUGAUGCUAUUUCAGAGUGUUUCCGAUUCUAUGAUUAA